CAAGAGAGUUACCAACAUGCUGGCGACUUACACCCGUCUGAUCCUGCGAUACAAAUUUUUGGUCUACUUUGGGGCCUUGAUCGUUUUGAUGGCGUUGGUGCACCAGAUUGGGGAGAAUGUUGAAAGGUGGAGUCGUCGGGACCAGUCUGGCCAUUUUCACGAGGUGUUUGAUCCGCAGAAUCGCAUUCAGAUUUGUACGUCAUUCCACAGCAGAGAGUGCACGCCGAUGCCAAUCGAUCUGGUGUACACGUGGGUGAACGGCACAGAUGACAACUUGCUGAGGGACAUUGCGGCGGUCAAAGAGCAGCUGGCGGAAGAAGAACGAGCUCUGAGAGAGACGCUAAAAUGCCCGCUGUCCCGCUGCAUUUCAGCACCCAUGCUGGUGCUCGAUCCCGCCCUGCCGGCCGGCAUCACGCUUCAUGAGCUGCCCUUGCAGUUGCCCUCCCUUUCAGAUGCAAAAGCACUGCUGCGACUGGACAAACCGCUCCAACCCUCCAACGCUGUCUCCGUGGUCAUCUUCCAUUCACAGGCUGAUGCUGACAAAGCCUUGACAGUUGAGCUCAGCGACGACCAGAAAUUCUUGCUCUCCAAAUGUUACCUGACCACAGAGAAAGAGACUCCAGGCGCCAUACCCAUGAACACCCUGGCUUAUGUGACUGGAUUCCCAGGAUCCUUCAAGGUGUCAGAAGAGCUGCGAGCCAAAUUACCGACGGCCAUCACGGACAAGAUGACAGCGUUGGAGUUGUACCCCGAAGCCAACAUCGCUCUCCUCUACCUCAAAAGUCCACAGCAUUUGACUGAUCUCCUCCAUGAAGCUAAAAACGACCUGACUCUGGAUGGGAAGCAGUUGGCCAUCAGCCCCGUCUACUUGUUCUGGGAUUUUUCCCAGGUGCCAUCUUUCCAGAUAAAGCCAGGUCCAAAAGACGUUCUGACAACCAAUCGCUUUGAAGACAAUGGCGCACUCCGACAUUCACUGCGAUCCGUGGAGAAAUACGCUCCAUGGGUGCGACAUAUUUUCGUCGUCACAAACGGGCAGAUUCCUUUCUGGCUGAACUUGGAGAACCCCCGAAUUUCAGUUGUCACACAUCAGGAAAUCUUCUUGAACCCCGGCGACCUCCCCACCUUCAGCUCCCCCGCGAUCGAGAGCAACCUCCACCGCAUCCCGGGAAUCGCUCAGAAGUUCAUUUACCUCAACGAUGAUGUGAUGUUUGGCAAAGACGUCUGGGUUGAUGACUUCUACACCCCAUCGAAUGGGCAGAAAGUCUAUCUCACUUGGCCUUUUUCCCCUUGUUCCAAGGGCUGUCCAGGAAGCCUGAUAGAGAACGGGAAGUGUAAUAAAGAAUGCAACAACCUUGCCUGUGAUUGGGACGGAGGCGACUGCAAGGCAAGGAACCACAGGUCUGUGCGCAGUGCUGGGAAUGCGGGGGACAAGAGAGGUUCUGAAGUGGAAGCGUCUGGUGCUGCUGCAUCUCCACUGAGGAGGAAUCUCCAAGAGUUUGUCCCUUCUGAUGAAGGCUUUCUAUCCUGGGAGGAGUCCAAGUUGUUUAACGCUCUCCUGGAGGAAGAAGAACGUCACCAGAGAGCGCUAAUGUAUGAGACCAAUGGCGCCGCUUUUGGUCGAAAGCUGCAGAACAGUUUUACCGAAUCGCUACGAUACGUGGACAGGCUGUACAACCGCAAGUUUGGCGUCAUGUCUCGUAAAACUAUCGCGCACACACCCCACAUGAUUGACAAGUUGGUCAUGCAGGAGCUGCAGAACAUGUUCCCAAAAGAAUUUGAGAAGACCUCCGGCCAUCGUUUGCGCCACUCGGAAGACAUGCAGUUUGCCUUUUCAUACUUUUACUUCCUGAUGAGCGUCAAGCAGAAGGCUAACGUUUCAGAGGUGUUUGACACAGCGGAUAAGGACCGGUCUGGUGUUCUGUCCGAUCCGGAGAUUGAAGCCUUUGCUAUGAGAAUCCACAAGCAACGCCUCAAUCCUACGGACUUGAAAAGUUUAGCUAAUGACUUGAUCACCUGCUCUAAAAAUGAAGUCAUUCAGAACCUCAGAACGAAACACCGUCAAGAGGUUUACAUUGACCAAAACAUGCCUCAGAUCACAAAAGAUCUGGUCCUGAACUGCAAACCCGUCACGGAUCGUAUUCGUCAAGCCUUCCCAGACCAGAAGAAGUACAAGUACCAGAUCAUGGGGGAGCAGGAGAUCCAUUUCAGGUUAAUUACGAACAACAUGGCCAGCGCUCUUCGGCAUUUUCAAGAAGUUCGGACCCAACCAAAAAAGUUCAUCUGCAUGAACGACGACAUUGAUCACAGCAAAAGCAACGCCAAGGAAGUGCAAAUGAAGAUGGCCGAAUUCUACCACGCCAUGUUCCCGCAGCCGUCCCAGUUUGAACUGCCCAAAGAAAAGAUCAACAGGUUCCUGUACAUGGACGAGCUCCAUAAAUGGCAAGCUUACCAGGACAGGUUGAGGUUCUACAGGUACUGCGUCAUUGUGGUCCUCGUCAUCUUCACUCUCAGGUUCAUCUCCAAAAAGAUUAUUCACUUGAAACGACAGAUGCUGCACGGAGGAAAAGUGUUCCAGUUGUAGAAAUGUCAGGAAAUCAAUCCAGUCUAGCUGCACGGCGGACGAGUGGUUAGCGCGUAGGGUACACAGCUUGGAGACCCGAGUUGGAUGCUACCCUUGACCAUCUCUGUGAGGAGUUUGCAUGUUCUCCCCGUGCGUGCAAGGGUUUUCUCCGGGGACUUCGGUUUCUUCUGAGACUGGAUUAAUUCAUUCAUCUUCACGAGGGUUGCAGGGGGUGCUGGAGCCUAUCCCAGCUGCGAGGUACACCCUGGAGUGGUGGCCAGCCAAUCACAGGGCACAUAUAGACAAACAACCAUUCACACUCACAUUCAUACCUAUGGACAAUUUGGAGUGGCUAAUUAACCUAGCAUGUUUUUGGAAUGUGGGAGGAAACCGGAGUACCCGGAGAAAACCCACUCAUGCAAACUCCACACAGAGAUGGCCGAGGGUGGAAUUGAACCCUGGUCUCCAAGCUGUGUGGCCUGCGCACUAACCACUUGGCCCCUUGUAAUAUUCAUUCAUUCAUUUUCUACCGCUUAUCCUCACGUGGGGUGCUGAAGUCUAUCCCAGCUGUCGUCUUGGGGCGAGAGGCGGGGUACACCCUGGACUGGUGGCCAGCCAAUCACAGGGCACAUAUAGACAAACAACCAUUCACACUCACAUUCAUACCUAUGGACAAUUAACCUAGCAUGUUUUUGGAAUAUGGGAGGAAACCGGAGUACCCGGAGAAAACCCACGUAUACACGGGGAGAACAUGCAAACUCCACACAGAGAUGGCCGAGGGUGGGAUUGAACUCGGGUCUCCUAGCUGUGUGGCCCUUGUAAUAUUGUCAUUCAUUCAUUCAUUCAUUUUCUACCGCUUUUUCCUCACAAGGGUCGCGGGGGGUGCUGGAGCCUAUCCCAGCUGUCUUCUUGGGGCGAGAGGCGGGGUACACCCUGGACUGGUGGCCAGCCAAUCCCAGGGCGCAUAUAGACAAACAACCAUUCACACUCACAUUCAUACCUAUGGACAAUUUGGAGUGGCUAAUUAACCUAGCAUGUUUUUGGAAUGUGGGAGAAAACCCACGCAUGCAAACUCCACACAGAGAUAGUCGUGGGUGGAAUUGAACUCGGGUCUCCUAGCUGUGUGGCCCUUGUAAUAUUGUCAUGUUGAAAAUAAAAAGCUUUAUUCAUCCUUCUUUUCAUUUACAGUAUGCAGAACAUGGGCGUUUCCAUGGAAACAGUGUCAACAUUAAUUUAUCCUCCUCCACAAUCGGACGCUUCCUUACGCUGCUUUCAUUCCUAUCUGACAGGAAGGACAGAGUUUGUAGCACUGGGCGAUGCCCACGUGGCGGACCCUCAUUGUCGCUUGUGGGGUCCCCCAGGGCUAAGUGCUCGGUCUGAUUCCCUGGAAGUUUGUGCUUCCAUUUCAUAACAUGUAAGAUUACAGUCGUGGAUUCAGGUGAGAAAGCCGCCCAAGGAUGGUUCAUAAUGUGGCAAACACGCCUACGCUGUGUAAUGCAGACCAACUAGUCCCAUCCAGUCACUCUUGAUUGGGACUUGAUGAGCAGGUCAGAACCAGGACCAGGACCAGGGGUCCUCCUAUUCUUCAUCCUUUUCAACGUUCUUGUCACUUCCUCUUUAACAAUCUUUGCUACUACUCUGUCAGUCCACUUCCAUUCCUAUCCACCAACCAACUCUCUACCUUAUCCUAUCCUGAGUUCCAUUCCAAUAUUCAAAAUCCCGACUCUCACUUCGAGGUUCUUGGCGCUCCUCUUCUCCUUCUUCCUUUAUUAGUUAUUUUUAUA
Molecule: messenger RNA, 4344 nt
Organism: Doryrhamphus excisus (bluestripe pipefish)
Lineage: Eukaryota; Metazoa; Chordata; Actinopteri; Syngnathiformes; Syngnathidae
Product: N-acetylglucosamine-1-phosphotransferase subunits alpha/beta-like
Biological process (GO): carbohydrate phosphorylation; N-glycan processing to lysosome
Cellular component (GO): Golgi apparatus
Molecular function (GO): UDP-N-acetylglucosamine-lysosomal-enzyme N-acetylglucosaminephosphotransferase activity; calcium ion binding
Source: RefSeq, a predicted model, not a curated record